GAGAAGCUACUUUCAACCAUCUGUCAACAUUUGGGGUCUCCGCAUGGACGGCAUCACGAUUCGACGGCAAUUCAAGAAUUAAAACCUCCUUCGAGCAAAGAAAGCAGCGAACCUGAGAAACCUCCAAGAACCAUGCCUCCAUCCGCAUUAAGGAUGCACAGGGACGCGGCGACGCAGACGGAGCCUGUCACAUGCCGCAGGGCAGACGGUGUCAAGCUGUAUGCAGCGCCGUGGCGCGCGCUGCGGCAGCGGCACCAAAUACUGCUGGACGUGUGUCGGAUGGCGCACGCCGUGGCGCAGUGGAAGCUGCUCCUCAUAGUCAUGACCACGAUUUCGUACGGCACGAUUCAGCUCACCGCUUCAACGCGGGGAGCUCUAAUCGCCGUGAAUCAAGGGGAAAUCUCAAUACGUGACUUUGGAAGUGUCCUCAAUGCAGUGUGCCACGUGUCCUUGUUUCUGGUGCUGUGCUGUGUGUACACGUCCGUCGAUCAUGAGAACGAGAAAGUGUGUGCGGUACUGUUAGAUUACACCACCAACUUUUCUGUCCAUUCCGAAGAGAAACUUGAGGUUGAUAUGUUCAUCGACCAAAUAAACCGUUCUUCCAGCAAAUGUACGGUUCUCUGGCUGUUCAAGAUAGACAUGACAUUUAUGACGCAGGUUUUAGCUGCCAUGGUAUCCUACUGCGUAGUGAUGAUGGAAAUGGAAGACUAGACUCAAUUCGGACUCAGUAAAUUU
This is a messenger RNA of Thrips palmi, 735 nucleotides long. RefSeq lists its product as uncharacterized. Lineage: Eukaryota; Metazoa; Arthropoda; Insecta; Thysanoptera; Thripidae. Bases 133 to 711 code for a protein of 192 amino acids. The record is from RefSeq and is a predicted model, not a curated record. Gene Ontology annotation, biological process: sensory perception of taste. The transcript has 7 exons. Gene Ontology annotation, cellular component: membrane.